UUUGAUUAUGAAAAUUUAUUUACAUAUUUUAACAUGUAUUUAUCUAUUUAUCGGAAUCGUUUAUUCCAAUUCUAAAUGUUCUUACGAAGAGAAAUGCGAUAAAGGUAAACCCGGCAUGAUAAAUGUACAUAUUAUACCCCACACUCACAACGAUCCCGGCUGGCUUAAAAACGUGGACGAAUAUUAUGUGGGAAGUAACAAAAAUAUCACUUUGGCUGGAGGUGUCGAGACCAUCAUAGAUUCCGUUCUGCAAAAUCUGGAGGAAAAUCCGGACCGGAAAUUUUCGUACGCCGAAGGAGCCUUCAUUUAUCGCUGGAUAGUCGCGCACCCGAAUCAGAAGCGUCGAAUGCAACGAUUAAUUGAUAAUGGUCAAUUAGAAAUAUUGUUAGGAGGAUGGGUCAUGAAUGAUGAAGCGUGCACGCACUAUAAUGAUAUCAUUAAUCAAAUGACGUUAGGAUUGAAAAUGUAUCGAGAUACUUUCGGAGAAUGCGCAAUACCGGAAAUAGGGUGGCAAGUAGAUGUAUUUGGCCAAUCGGCUGCUUAUGCUGAUUUAUUAGCUAAAUUUGGUUUCAGCGCUACCUUUUUUGGACGCGUCUCCGAUGACGUCAAAUACGUCAAAUUGAUUCAAAGGCAACUGGAAUUUUUGUGGAGCCCUCUUCCAGAUUUCUCGAAAAUAUAUGAUGAUGAUCAUCAUCAUCAUUUUCUAACUCGUUCGAUUGACACGCGUCAUUCAAAGGAUAGUAACAUCUUUGUGUCCAUUUUACCCAAUAUCUAUCAACCCCCAAUGGGCUUUUGUUUCGAUAUUUUAUGCCAAGACGAUCCAAUACAAGAUGACAUCCAUAUGACGGGUUACAAUGUUCCACAAAAAUUGAAAGCUUUUUUGGAUAUGAUGCUAUCCCAGGCCAAGUGUUACGAUACCAACCAUGUUAUAGUAACGAUGGGGAACGACUUCACUUACCAAGCGGCACAAAAUUGGUACACCAAUCUCGACAAGCUUAUCAAAUAUGUCAAUCUACAAAGGAGUUUAAACGAUUCGGACAUCAGAUUCAACGUCAUGUAUUCCACCCCCGGUUGUUAUAUGUACGCCCUGCGCAACGCGAAAAUCGGCAUAGGCGACCAGCGAGAUCAACCUUCAAAACCAACAAACCUCAAAUCUUAUACGGACAAUAAUGACGAAUGGGAACAUAACAAAUAUUCCCAAGAUUAUAUAGACGAGGUCUUAUUUGGCGGGAAAUAUGGGAAAUAUUGGCCCGCGGUUCGAGAAAGUACGGACUUCUUCCCGCUCGUGAAUUAUAAAAUAAACGUGUGGACUGGUUAUUACGCUAGUAGGCCUACGUUUAAGGGAAUGAUCAGGGAUACCAGUCGAUUUUUGCAGAUUUGCAAGCAGGUUCAAGCAUUAUCAAGCUUGAAUAUCUACCAGGAAGAUGUGACCAAUUUCGAAAGGUCUCAAGCUUUAGCCCAGCACCACGACGCCAUCACCGGAACUGCCAAACAAGCAGUCACGUACGAUUAUAUUAAGAGACUCCGCCAAGGACAAUUGGCAUGCCAGUCGGUUAUUGAAGAAGCAUUUAGGAGAUUAUUAGUGAUUAAACCGAAGCAAGUCAUUCACUUUUGCCCUCUUCUCAAUAUUAGCGUAUGCCGCUUCACUCAAACUAAUACCGAGUAUGAUGUAUUGCUAUUCAAUCCAUUGGCAUGGGAUGUUGAAUUCUACGUGAACUUACCUAUCAGAAGUAUACAUAUACAAGUUCGUGACGUUCUUGAGUCGCCUAUCGAUUUUCAGAUUUCGACGGUGCCGUCUUCCGUUAUCCGCGUACCAGAACGGUAUUCGGGUGAGAAUAGAAUGAUCCCACAGUGCAACAUCUCUUUAACAUUUUUAGCCCAAGUUCCGGCCCUAGGUACAGUUAGAUAUUCAGUUCUUUCAAAAAUUAUGACUCCUGUCAGUUCACACAUCGUUCACCCUUUCUUCCAACGGGACAACGAAAUAACCAAUCAAAUCAUCUCGAAUUAUCUAACCCCUUCAUCUACCAAUCAUAUUACAGAUAGCCCAAAUAAAGACAUUCCUGAUACGUUUAAAAAGGAUAAUUUAUUUAUGGAAAACAAGUUUUUGAAGUUAGUCUUCGAUCCUGACACCAAGCAAAUGGCAUUAUUGACCAACAAAGUUUCCGACAUAGAAGUUCGACUAAAUCAAUCAUUUUAUUGGUACGGUCAAUCCUCUGCCAAAAGUUCAGAUGCUUAUCUCUUCAGAUCUAACGCUUUGGAAGCUAACAAUAUUUCUUCAUUUAGCAAUGGAAUUCAAUUAAAAAUAAUUAAAGGAACUCUAUUUGACCAAGCCAGACAAAUAUUUUCCCCUUGGCUUUAUCAAGAUAUAACUCUCUACAAAAAUGCUAAUUAUUUGGAUAUGGCGUGGACCGUGGGCUCCAUCCCCAUACACGAUAAGAUAUCCAAAGAUAUUGUUAUGAGAAUUGAUUCCGACAUCGCGUCCUCUGUCUACAGGAGGGUACGCAGUAGUUCUAAUAAAAGGUUAGGUCGGUUUACAAAAUUCAACAAGUUUUACACGGAUUCCAACGCAAGAUUUAUGAUGCCGCGUUCCGUAGCCAAUAUCGAAAACAUUACCACUUUCGAUUAUGACUUGCUAAAUUUUGAUCAGGCCAAUAUGGGGAAGAUGGAUCCUUAUAACUUCAUACCUAAGCAGUACUAUCCCGUGAAUUCAAAGAUUUUUAUCAAAGAUGAAAAAAAGAAGGAUACGAAACGCAAAAGACAAUUGGGAAUAGUCAAUGAUAGGUCCCAAGGAGGCACUUCCCUAAAGGAGGGGAGUAUCGAAUUGAUGGUGCACAGAAGAAUGGUCAGCGACGCGGGCUUGGGUGUCGAUGAAGUGCUCAACGAGACCGGUUCUGAUGGUCAAGGUUUAAUCGCUAGGGGAAAACAUUUGUUGGUCUUUGAUACGAGGGUUCGCUGCAAUAAACUGAUGACGAAGUUGGCUCAAACAGUUUAUUUGUCGCCUCAAAUAAUGUUUCUCACACCCGACAACGACAAACGAAAUAGCUAUAAUAAUUCUAAAUUGAAGACACCGAGAUCAUUCCUAAUCAAGGAAUUACCGGCAAACCUUCAUUUAUUGAGCCUUUAUCAAUGGGGCGAGAAGCGUAUUCUUCUGAGGUUAGAGCACAUCUAUUCGCCAGGAGAACAUCCUCAAUUAUCAAAACCGGUUACUAUAGAUCUCAAACGUAUAUUCUCGACAUUUACUGUGGAAUCAUUGAUAGAAACGACGCUUGGGUGCCAACGAAAAAUUGAACGACGUUAAAAAGUUUGAAUGGCCAACCGUGAACAAGAGUCGUUUUCAUGAUGAUGUUGACAAACCUGAGCGACGAACAAACUCUUCCACCUCCUAUAUCACCCUUUACCCCUUGGACAUUAAAACAUUCUUAUUAAAUGUUUCGUUUUUUAUAAAUUAGAUCAAU
Molecule: messenger RNA, 3455 nt
Organism: Gordionus sp. m RMFG-2023
Lineage: Eukaryota; Metazoa; Nematomorpha; Gordioida; Chordodea; Parachordodidae
Product: lysosomal alpha-mannosidase-like
Exons: 20
Coding region: 8-3298 (1096 amino acids)
Biological process (GO): mannose metabolic process
Cellular component (GO): lysosome
Molecular function (GO): alpha-mannosidase activity; carbohydrate binding
Source: RefSeq, a predicted model, not a curated record